Tripterygium wilfordii is the source of this 1418-nucleotide messenger RNA. RefSeq names its product transcription factor IIIA-like. Gene Ontology annotation, cellular component: nucleus. The transcript has 6 exons. The record is from RefSeq and is a predicted model, not a curated record. Gene Ontology annotation, biological process: regulation of transcription by RNA polymerase II. NCBI's taxonomy places the organism in Eukaryota, Viridiplantae, Streptophyta, Magnoliopsida, Celastrales, Celastraceae. The coding region runs from base 77 to 1150 and encodes 357 amino acids.
UGUUACUUGUUAGAUAACCCUCUCUUCCGAGCCCUGACGCCUCCUCCCCUGUAGCCGGCGAUCACUCUUUGUCGAGAUGGAAGGAGACGACAUGGAAAAACCCAUUUUCAGAGACAUCAGACGAUAUUACUGUGAUUAUUGUGGCAUUUGCAGAUCUAAGAAGUCUCUUAUCACCUCUCACGUGAUCGCUCACCACAAGGAAGAGAUGGAUGAUGAAAGUGUAAAUGGAGAUGGGAAAUCAGAGGGUGUGAAGUCCAAUACUUGUGACGAAUGCGGUGCUAGUUUUAAGAAGCCUGCUUACCUUAAACAACAUAUGCAAAGCCAUUCGCUCGAGAGGCCAUACACAUGUUUGGUUGCAGAUUGCCAUGCUAGCUACAGAAGAAAAGAUCACUUGACGCGCCACCUUCUUGUGCACCAAGGGAAGCUCUUUGAUUGCCCAAUUGAGAACUGUAACAAUAAAUUUUCUUUACAAGGGAACAUGACAAGGCACGUCAGAGAAUUUCAUAGCGAGAAUUCUCCCUUAGUUGAUGUUGGGUGUCAAAAGCAGUAUGUCUGUCAGGAGCCUGGGUGUGGAAAGGUGUUCCAAUUUGCAUCAAAGUUGCGUAAGCAUGAGGAUUCCCAUGUUAAGUUGGAGUCAGUGGAGGCAUUAUGUUUGGAACCAGGUUGUAUGAAAUAUUUCUCAAACAGUCGAUGCCUUAAAGCCCAUGUCCAGUCCUGCCACCAGUAUAUUAUUUGUGACAUAUGUGGUACAAAGCAGCUAAAAAAGAACAUCAAGAGACAUCUCCGCACGCACGAGGGUGGUGUAUCACCAGUGAGAAUAAAAUGCGAUUUCAAUGGUUGUCUCCAUACAUUUUCUACGAAAACCAACCUUGCCCAGCAUGUGAAGGCUGUCCACCAUAAAAUCAAACCUUUUGCCUGUAGCUUUCCAGAUUGCGGCAUGAGAUUUUCGUACAAGCAUGUCAGAGACAACCAUGAGAAAACUUCGCUCCAUGUUUAUACUCCUGGUGAUUUUGAAGAGACUGAUGUGCAAUUUUGGUCAAGACCAAGGGGAGGGCGUAAGAGAAAGUUCCCAACUGUGGAAUCACUGAUUCGGAAAAGGGUUGCUCCUCCAAGUCAUCUCGAUCCUAUAUUGAAUCAUUUUGCUCUUUAGAGACCGGACAGACACGAAUAUAGCUCUGAUGGCGCAUUAGAAUAGAUAGGUUGAUGCCUUGUAUAUUAUGUGUGAAUUGAGUUAUCUAUUAUCUUUCUGAGACUCGCUAUUUCUCAAGAAUGCAGAUUUCGGUUUGUAUGUGGAUUUUGGGGAUAAUGUAAACCUCAGAAUUAGAGGAGUUAGCUUACUGUUUAUACCCUAUUUAUCUUUCUCCCCCUCCAAAAUAUUGUAUAUUUGAGAUGAUAUAAAGAGACUCUGUUUACCCUUG